Carcharodon carcharias (great white shark) is the source of this 3650-nucleotide messenger RNA. Its product is annotated as sodium/iodide cotransporter-like. Gene Ontology annotation, molecular function: symporter activity. The record is from RefSeq and is a predicted model, not a curated record. The coding region runs from base 180 to 2129 and encodes 649 amino acids. Gene Ontology annotation, cellular component: membrane. NCBI's taxonomy places the organism in Eukaryota, Metazoa, Chordata, Chondrichthyes, Lamniformes, Lamnidae. The transcript is spliced from 15 exons. Gene Ontology annotation, biological process: iodide transmembrane transport; sodium ion transport.
CAAAGAUUUAGAUGAUUUUUUUUCUUGCUCAUUUCCAAAGUGCAAAGCAGCACAGGGCCAGGCUGAAUCUCCUUUAACCCUUUGGAUAUUUGCUGGUUCAAUUCCAGAUUUGGUUUUGAUUUUUGAUUCCCCUGUGGUCUGCGCUCUUUUAACGUGAGGUUUUCAUCGAAGCGAAGAUCAUGGACGCAACUGGAACAGAACCAACAAGGAUGACAUUUUCGCCCUGGGAUUAUGUCCUCUUUGCCGCGAUGCUCCUGAUUUCCACUGGGAUUGGGAUAUUUUUUGCUACUCGCCGCACUGACAGGCAGAAGAAGGCAGACGACUUUUUCACGGGGGGUCGACAGAUGUCGGCUCUGCCUGUGGGUCUGUCCCUGUCAGCCAGCUUCAUGUCUGCAGUCCAGGUGCUGGGAGUUCCAGUUGAGGUAUACAGAUACGGAGCUAAGUGUAUACAGAUGUGCCUGGGGCAAACACUGAGUGCUGUCCUGACUGCCUACUUCUUCCUGCCAAUUUUCUAUCGGUUGAGAUUGACCAGCACCUAUGAGUACCUGGAACUGCGUUUCUGCAAAAGCCUCCGACUGUGUGGGACCAUACAAUUCACAGCGGCCAUGGUCCUGUACACUGGGAUUGUCAUUUAUGCGCCUGCACUGAUAUUAAACCAAGUUACUGGUCUUAACAUCUGGGCAUCCCUGUUAUCCACUGGAUUCAUCUGCACAUUCUACACAGCCAUGGGAGGGUUGAAAGCAGUCAUCUGGACUGACGUCUUUCAAGUCAUCACCAUGAUGUCCGGUUUUAUUGCUAUCAUGAUCCGGGGAAUCUAUUUAGUUGGAGGAAGUGGCAGAUUUCUGGAGAAUGCAUAUAAUGGGUCCAGGAUCAAUUUUGGAGAUUUUGAUCCAGAUCCCAGGAGACGCUACACGUUCUGGACUUUUGUUGUCGGGGGCACUAUAUUGUGGUUGUCCAUGUAUGGAGUCAAUCAGGCUCAAGUCCAACGCUACAUCGCUUGCAAAACUGAGUCCCAAGCACGGCUUGCUAUCUUUGUGAACCAAAUCGGUCUGUGGAUGAUAGUGACGAGUGCAGCAACCUGUGGAAUCAUUAUGUUUACCUUGUACAGGGACUGCGAUCCUGUCAAAGCUGGGCAUGUCUCUGCACCGGAUCAGAUGGUGCCGUACAUGGUGCUGGAUAUAUUUCAGACAUACCCUGGAGUUCCCGGAUUGUUCCUUUCCGCUACUUUCAGUGGGACAUUGAGCACAGUUUCCACCAGUAUCAAUGCUAUGGCUGCAGUCACUGUGGAGGACAUCAUCAAACCCAGGAUGAAAAUACUGUCUGAAAAGAAGCUGAUCCUAAUAUCAAAAGGAUUGUCCCUGUUGUAUGGUUCCGCCUGUGUUAUUUUUGCAGCGUUGUCCUCCCUGUUUGGAGGAGAGGUCUUGCAGAGCUCUUUAACAGUGAUGUGCAUCAUCAGUAAUCCUUUGCUGGGAGCGUUCAUCCUUGGAAUAUUCCUACCUCCUGCUAAUAGCGCGGGCGUAUUUUCAGGUUUAGCAGCUGGAUUUGCAAUUUCUCUCUGGGUGUCCAUUGGGGGAAUUCUGUACCCACCCACCCCUGAGAUAAUGGGGGUCCUGCCAUUCAAUACAGACAGCUGUCAUCUUUCAUACAAUUCCAACACUACAGUCGAUGGCAGUGUUUGGCGUGCUGAGACGAGAACACAGGCUUCUGGGUCAAAGAAUAGGCCCAGCAUUGCAGAUGAGUUCUACGCCUUAUCUUACCUCUACUAUGGAAUCCUGGGAACAUUAACAACAGUGAUUGUUGGAAUUGGAGUCAGUUAUUUAACAGGGCCAACUAAGAGAGAAGCCAUUGCUGAUGGUCUACUCUGGUGGGAUCUUUCAAAAGGAAAGUCAGUUUCCAAAGAGACUGAGCAAUUGAAAAAGAGAGAGGUUCCUGUAUCGGUAAGCAACAGGCCCACUCUGGAACAGAAGGGUUCCACAGCAUCAAUUCUUCCAGUUCAUGACAAAACAGGCCUUGAGGAAUCACAAGUCCAGCCCGAGGGAUUCACUCAAUGGAACACCAUCACAGAUAUAAACAGCUCCACAGCCCUGGUUGAAACUUAUUUGCCUCCACUGACAGAAACCUGUGUUUGAAUCAAAAUCCUCCUGGCAUGAAAUCCAACACAGCUCGAUCCAACCCAUGGCUAUCAGUGUGAUUCCCAGCUCUGCCGUCUAUUGUAGAUUCAUAUCACAUGCUUCUAUUUUGUAAGUCUAGUCUCAGUUCAGUUCCUGUUUGUGAUGGGACCACAGAACAAAACUACCUCUAAAUCACCACCAGUUGAUACUAAAUUGGCAAUGACCUCCAGAGAGGGCCUUAGCUGAUAUGCAGGUAAUUUCCUGUAAAUGUAAUGACGGGGAUCUUCUCUGGAUUUAGGACAAACCACAUCAUAAGAGAAUCGAGCAAGCUUUACUCUGUAUCUGAUCUUGAGGAUGUAGUGAACAUCCACUUGAUCUAACCCUUGCUGUACCUGAUCAGGGGGAAACUACAUGGGGCAGGACACAGGAAGCUUUACACUGUAUCUGAUUAGUGAGUGUAGAGGAAACUUUAUACUGUGUCUAAUCCAUGCUGUAUCUACCCAGCGAGUACUUGAUGGGACAGUGUGAGAGAGCUUUACUCUGUAUCAAACGCCAUGAUGUAUCUACCCUGCAAGUGUUUGAUGAUGAUAUUUUGCUUGGAGCUAUAUUGUGAGUUAGGUGCAGGGUUCGCUCUGUUACACAUUACACAUGAUCUCUUGAGUCAAACUACAAUCAUUCCCUUUAUAGCUUGGUGAGAAAAUCAUUAUAUGAGGCAGGACUGACUCCCAGAUAGUCCCUGGUUUGUGUCUCUGCAUUUAUUUGUAUAAAGAUUCUGUGUGUAUGAAUGUGUGUGUGUACGGAUUAUAGAUAUUCACGCACCAGAAAUGGAAAAUGAGAUAAAGUGAAAUGACUGUCCUGCUGGGCUGUGAUGUGACAUUGAGGGCCGAGGUGAUGCUUGUCUACUCAUGCAGAGAGCACAGACUGAUACUUUCACAUGAGCUAAUAUGCCAAUAAUAUAUUAACCAAGAGUAUCAGCAACUCACCAGGGUAGCACUUUGUUAGUGAGCAAACCUAUUUGUUUGCAAAAUGUUGGUAAAGAUUCUGAGUCUUUAGUCUGAAUUUUUCAAAGUGAUAAUCCAAGAGUCAUCACAAUGAGUGUCCAAAUCAACAAAAGGGAGGGUGCCCUGUUCUUUCAAUCAUUUAUACAUCCUCCUGAUCACUUCAACAUACGCAGACUCCAUCUGCCAGUCCCAACACCCUCAUAUCAACUCAAUCUAUUAACUCAAAUCCCUGAGAAACAUGUCAGAAAGGUGAAAAAUUGGAAAGGAUUAGCACACCAUGAUUCCCUUAUGGAUAUUAUCAGUUCGUUUAAGAAUCUUGGGAAAGGUUAACUCUUCCUUGUCACUAAUAUACAGCGACCGGAGGAAAUCCCCCCUCAUGUUCACAAUGUCAAUAACACACACACAACAUGACCAGAGGAACAUUAUCCCCAGACACUGCUCACAGGUGAACCCUUAACUCUAUUUUCUGCACCAUCCUUCCAAAUGUUUGUUUCUGAUACUUAAAUAAAGUCAGUGGGUUACCAAUUGAAAUGGUGGA